AAACAAGGGACAAAGCGUGUGAGCCAAUUGACAGACUAGAUACUUCUUUCCUCAACAAUCAGGGUGAAAUAGUCAUUGACAAUGCAGAUGGCUCACGUUAUAAUCCAGAUGGCACGCGUCAUAGUGGAGAGUCCUCAACCUCCGGUGUGGAUGAUGAAAAUGUAGGUAGUGGAUCAACACAUGACACAACUCCCAUGAAUACCUCCAUCAGGAGAUCCAGCCCCUCAUAUUAUGGAAGUGCUACUCCAGUCUCACAGCUGCCAGAUCAUUCUUCUGGAGGGGGUGAAAAAGAAAGUCCUAGAAAAGAUUCUGAUGAUGAUGUUUCUCCUGUAUCACCUGACAUCUCUUUGGUGACAGCAGCUGAUGAUUCCCCUGAAAAAGAUGGUGGACAGUAUCCUGCGAGUACUACUGUGGACUCGCAACACGAAACACUUCUGGAAAUCUCCACACAAGAUCAUUGGAACUCCGCCUAUACAGAUGAAGAGGAGCAGUAUCCUAGCUCUGCUGGCAGGGCACUAGUUACAAGUGAAAAUGAAAAGCGCCAAGGACCAACCCAACAUCCACUAUUACACAGUGUUCAUUCUGGAUGGAUCAGUCAAGAACAAAAUCCUCGAAAUACCACUGGGAGUACUGAACAACAUGAAUUUACUGUUGCAGGUGAAAAUGAUACUGAAAAGGAAUCUUCUUAUACAGCUGUGGCCUCCAGCCAUGGGGCCAAACAGAACGACUCAGCGCAAGACCCAUUGGUGUAUCCAGGUUGGGACGAGGGAGAGGAUUAUGCCACACAACCCGCUAUAAUGGAUAGAAUUAUUCCUUCUAGAGAGAAUAAUCAUGAAAAAGCAUCUUCCACUACAGCUGUUGCCUCUCUUGACGGUGCCCCCCAUGAAGACCCAACUCAGCCACCUCUGCCUUCAGAUAAUGAACCAGGAAAGGGCAUUGAAGGUAUCACACAUCCCACAGACGCCCCUGGAGAUGAGGUCCUCUACAGGACCACAACAAGUACGAGCAAAACUGGUGAUGACUCUCCUCUGACGGGUACCAACAUGGCUGUCACAGAGUCCGUGGAUGAUGGUAACCGAGAGAAAGCAACCAAGGAGCCGCAGGCACCUGGCACUCCGCCUGGAAGUGAAAGUGAACAAGCAAACACCACAGAUGGUUCCCAUGUCAAUUGGAUACCUGUGGUUUUUCCAGACAUUGAGGAUCAUCUUAACCGAUUGCAGACCCCUCUUCCUACUAGAUCUACCUCUAGUAUAUAUGGUAAUCAAGGACCACACAGGGGAAAUUAUGAAUCCACCACUUUUCCUGGAGAGACCACAACAACAAAAAUAGUUUCACAACCAAGGAAAGCCCAGGUACCAGAAUGGCUGAUUGUAGUGGCCGCUCUUGUGGCACUCGCAUUGAUUCUUGCAGUGUGUGUCGCUGUUAACAGUCGGAGAAGAUGUGGACAGAAGAAAAAGCUAGUGAUUAACAAUGGCAAAGGGGCAGUGGAGGACAGGAAGACAAGUGGAUUAAAUGGAGAUGCCAGCAAAUCACAAGAAAUGGUGCACUUGGUUCAUAAAGAACAGUCAAAUGACCAAAGAGGAGCAUGUGACGAAUUCCUGACCAUUAAUGAAACAGAAAAUCAUCAGGAGCUUGACAUGAAGAGUGGAGUGUAA
Molecule: messenger RNA, 1655 nt
Organism: Pterocles gutturalis (yellow-throated sandgrouse)
Lineage: Eukaryota; Metazoa; Chordata; Aves; Pterocliformes; Pteroclidae
Product: CD44 antigen-like
Exons: 11
Biological process (GO): inflammatory response; positive regulation of ERK1 and ERK2 cascade; cell adhesion
Cellular component (GO): plasma membrane; basolateral plasma membrane; macrophage migration inhibitory factor receptor complex
Molecular function (GO): cytokine receptor activity; hyaluronic acid binding
Source: RefSeq, a predicted model, not a curated record